AAGGAACAGGCCAAUCCCUUCCCUUGCGCUCCUGGGGUGCCCACAGCAGUGGUGCCAGCCAAAAGCUGGGGGUGCCAUUGUGUGCAUCUUUGCAUCUCUUCUCAUCACACUUAUUAUUCCUUCUUCCCUGCCUCCUGCCAUCCUCUGUUCAGUAAGAGAGGAAGAGGGAAAGGAGCAAAGAAGAAGCAGAGGGUUUCUUUGGGCACUAGGUUGGCACCAGGGUGGCAAACAUUUUGCAAAGGGUCUUGUUCCACUCAAGCCAUGGAGAAACCAAGCCUCAAUUCCUCCCACAGCAAAGAGGAAAUCCAACCUCUCCAUUAUCUAAGCAGAGCCGAAGCCGUGGCCAUUGAGAAGGAGCUCAUCGAAGAGUUCAGAUUUGGGCACCAGCAGCUGAUUGAAAUCUGGGGGCAUGCUUGUGCCAUGGCAGUAACCAAGGUUUUUCCUCGGAAGUCUCUCCCCAAGAAGCAGCCGACGCUUCUGGUGGUCUGCGGUUGCGAACAGAAUGGGGCCAUUGGCUUGGCGUGCGCCCGGCAUCUGCGUGUAUUUGAAUAUGAGCCCACCAUCUUCUAUCCCAAGCGGUCGUCAAACCCCCUUUACCAAGACUUUACCACGCAGUGUGAGAAGAUGGACAUCCCUUUUCUUUCUUAUCUACCUGCAGAGGUCCAGCUCAUCAGCGAUGCCUACAACCUGGUGGUUGAUGCCAUCCUUGGGGUGGAAGCCAAUCCGGGCGAAGUCCUUGAACCCUAUUGCACUAUCUUGGCCACUCUCAAGCAAGUCCAGAUCCCUCUCAUCAGCCUGGAUGUUCCUUCUGGGUGGGAUGUGGAAACCGGCAGCAAUGAUGGGAUCAGCCCUGAUGUCCUUGUCUCCUUGGCGGCCCCCAAGCAGUGUGCCACCCGUUUCAUGGGCAAACACCACCUUGUAGCCGGCCGUUUCCUUCCCUACGAUGUCCAAAAGAAAUUCGAACUCAAUUUGCCCGAAUAUCCCGGCACAGAGUGUGUGGUUUCUCUUUAAAGAUCCGGACCAAAACCCGAGAAAGUCAUGGCUUCUUCUUUUCCGGGCCGCUCCAAGACCACCAACCCAAAUGCCAACGUCUCCAACCCCCAGUUUAUUGAUCUCGGGUGGCAAGACUGGCUGAAAACCCUUGGAUUAACAAAUACAUCCCUAUCUAGACAAUUUUUUUGGUGGGGUGGAAUGUACAUAUUGUGUAGCUUGAAAGCCAGGAUAGGUCUGUUUGAAUGUGUCGCAAUGCUUAAAAAUGUUGCAUUGCACCUCCUAGGUUUCUCCAGCCAACCUGGCAAAAAGCAAACAAAAUGCAGGUGCAAUUCAAAGAUAUAGCUGUGUUAGUCUGGAAAACCAGUGUGCAAAGGGAU
Molecule: messenger RNA, 1370 nt
Organism: Sceloporus undulatus (fence lizard)
Lineage: Eukaryota; Metazoa; Chordata; Lepidosauria; Squamata; Phrynosomatidae
Gene: YJEFN3
Product: YjeF N-terminal domain containing 3
Exons: 6
Coding region: 262-1011 (249 amino acids)
Cellular component (GO): mitochondrion
Molecular function (GO): NAD(P)HX epimerase activity
Source: RefSeq, a predicted model, not a curated record